Molecule: messenger RNA, 3556 nt
Organism: Coregonus clupeaformis (lake whitefish)
Lineage: Eukaryota; Metazoa; Chordata; Actinopteri; Salmoniformes; Salmonidae
Product: protein-serine O-palmitoleoyltransferase porcupine
Exons: 15
Coding region: 223-1617 (464 amino acids)
Biological process (GO): Wnt protein secretion; canonical Wnt signaling pathway; protein palmitoylation
Cellular component (GO): membrane; endoplasmic reticulum
Molecular function (GO): palmitoleoyltransferase activity; Wnt-protein binding
Source: RefSeq, a predicted model, not a curated record
GAUUGGUUAAUCCGUUCGUAGAGUAACACUGGCUGUAUGAAUUGCGAAAGCGACUGCUGCUGCUGCUAUGACCUGGAGCUUGGUGUCAGAAUAAUGCUGUAUCAGGACCGACCGUGCAUGAAGUCAUAACAUUUUGUCAAGUGGCUACAGAUAGAAGAAACGGACAAGUAAACCCAUUUGACGGAACAGCUGACUGAAGGGUUUGGAGGUCCUUUGCAUGGCAUGAUGGGGUCCUUCAGCCGACAGGAGUUCUUCCAUGAGCUUGCGGAGGGCUGCCUUCUGCCCACCACUGAGCAGGGCCUGGAGCAGGUCUGGCAGCUUCUGGUCAUCUGCCUUCUAUGCCGACUUCUCUGGAUUCUGGGCCUCCCAUCCUAUGUGAAACACCUGAGCACUGUGGCAGGAGGGUUCUACACCCUGUACCUUUUCUUUGAGCUCCACAUGGUGUGGGUGGUGCUGCUCAGCCUACUGUGCUACCUCAUCCUCUUCCUCUGUCGGCACUCCAGUAACCGGGCCACCUUCCUCUCCAUCACCAUCCUUAUCUACCUGCUCAUGGGAGAGCUGCAUAUGAUGGACACCACCACCUGGCACAAAAUGAGAGGUUCCCAGAUGGUGGUUGCCAUGAAGGCCAUCUCUCUAGCUUUUGACCUGGAUCGGGGCGUGGUGGCCAAUGUGCCUUCUCCUGUGGAGUUCAUGGGCUAUAUCUACUUUGUGGGGACUGUCAUAUUUGGGCCCUGGAUCAGCUUCAACAGCUACAGAGAGGCUAUAAAGGGCCGCAAACUGAGUUUCUCCUGGAUAUGGAAAGUGUGUGUCAGCUGGGUGAAGAGCCAGCUUUGUCUGAUCAUCUCUAACUGUGUUGCUCCCUACCUCUUCCCUUACUUCAUCCCUAUCUAUGGGGACAAGCUGCUACGCAACAAAACAAACCGGAAGAUCAGAGGUUCUGUGGCAAGGUGGCUCCUGGCCUAUGAGAAUGCACUCUCAUUCCACUUCAGCAACUACUUUGUGGGUUACCUGAGUGAGACCACCACCACUCUGGCUGGAGCAGGCUUUACUGAGGAGAAAGACAACCUCAAAUGGGAUAUGACUGUUGCUAGGCCCCUGCAUGUGGAGUUUCCCAGGUCUAUGGUGGAGGUGGCCACCUCCUGGAAUCUGCCCAUGUCCAGAUGGCUCAACACCUAUGUUUUUACUAGUGCUCGCAACCUUGGAACCUUUUCAGCCAUCCUAGUGACAUACACAGCCAGUGCACUUCUACAUGGUCUCAGCUUCCACCUGGGUGCAGUGCUACUGUCUCUCGGGUUCAUCACGUAUAUUGAGCAUGUUUUGCGGAAGAGACUGGCAGCCAUUUUUAAUGCGUGUAUUCUGUCAAAGAAAUGCCAGCCAAACUGCACUCACAAGAACAAUAAGGUCCUGUGGGUGUACAUCAUUAACGUAGCCUUCAGUACCCUGGCAGUCUUCCACCUGGCAUACCUGGGCUCUCUGUUCAACUCCAGUGUUGACUACAUGGAUGAUGAGGAGGAGAGUGACGUGGCCAACCACACCAUUCAGAAGUGGUCGGAGCUGAGCUGGGCCAGUCACUGGGUGACGUUUGGCUGCUGGGUGCUCUACCGUAUCAUCCUCUAGAUGUGUGUCUGUGUGAGAGAGCGAGAGAGGGCUGGGGACAAAGACGGCGAGAGAAGGGAAGCAAUAACGAGUGAAUGAAUGUGAGCCUGUUGUGUGAAGUCCUCUUGUAUUGGACUGAAGAGUACACACAACCACCCCUAUGUACAGUAUAUCAACUAUUUUACUCAAGACCAACAUGCAGUGCUCAGGACACCGCCUAAGAGAUUGGGCUAUCUACCUACUGUAACCUGCUGGUGACAAACUAUUUUUGAUACUCUUGAAAUAAUGCCCCACUCUUCCUUAAUCACAUCCUUUUGUUUGAGCUGCUGCAUUCGUCCCUUGUGGAAAGACAGACAGCAGAUACGGAUCAGACAUCUCACUGUGAUUCUCAAUCAAUACCCAUCCUGUCAGCAUGGCAGUGGUCAAUCAUUCACUCUCUUUUAUGGACAGCUAAGAACCCAUUCCUUAGAUGUCAGAAGUGAUUCUGGAAUAUGCCAUUGAAGUAUUGUUUUCCUGUUCCUCCAUAUUAGAAUGCUACAUUUUGUUAUUACAACCUAAUUAGUUAAUACAUCUGUAGAGCAUGUAAAACCCAGAUUUGAGAUGAGGAAAGUGUCCAUUUCUGUUUGUAUGACAGCACAAACCAGAAUUAUAAGGCAGCAACUUUCCUUUGUGGAUUUUAGUAGAAAUAAUAGAAGUUUGUAUUUGUUCAUGUUUUUUUUUAAUUUAUGGAAAUAAUCAUGUCAGUUGGUGUUUGUGUAUUUUAUACUAUGUUCUUCUCCCAUCCUGUAAUUUGAGCAAAUUUUUCCAUUGUCCUGUUAAUAACUAUGUAACUGUGAUAUAUUUUCCAAAUUAUUGUAGUUCAGUCAAAAAAGAACACAAGUCUUUACUUGGUCAGUCAGAGUUCUUCAUGUUGCUAUAAAGCGGAUUAUGAAAAUACAUAACUUCCUGUUUUAGAUGCAAAAUUAAGAUGACAUUUGAAGUUGCACCAGUAACUAAAGGCUUUUGUCAUUUUCUAUAUCCUGCUCUUUUUUUUAACAUGCUUUUAUGGAAAUGAAUAAUUCAUGAUGGAACGCUUACUGCUCCUGAACAUACUGCACAUAAACUGAAUCAUACUGCUCAUUUGGUUAAUUUGAAGAUGGCCAGUCCAGAAACAACCCUUAUUGGCUUUUGUUACCUUUUUGUUUCUGUUACACAACUGUGACUGGGACUCUUACACUGGCAUAUGUAAAACAUACUAUAAUCUUGGUUAACCCAGAACUAAAGUCUUGCGUAAUUGGUCAGCUGCUCGGUUACGUUCUGGGUCCGUACAUUUAAAGAGAAGGGAUUAAGAGACGCUAGAACGAGGAGCUCCUUUCUUUUUGUAAAUUACCUGGCAAGUCUAUCGGCUGCAUGCCCCCUCCCCUUCCGAAAUUCGAAAGAUGUUAACGCCUGCGAAAUCGUGAUUUGUCCACAAAAACAAAAAACCCAAACACCGGAACUACAGCUGCUCGUUAUCCCACGCAUCCCAUUCCUUACCGACAGAUUCUACGGUACCAGUUAUGUUUAUGUAGAUCUGUCCACGAGAGAUUACAUAUACUGUAAUUUAGUAGGCUUUCCGUUAGAGAACAAUGUUCCGAUCAUUUUCCAUGCAAUGCACAAGCAAAGAUUUUUAUAACUAAACCAAGAUAGACCACAGCCUGUUGUUUCCAAUGGGAACAAAUUAGUCAUAGUGGGCAGAACAAGCAAGGAGGUGGGCAGAGCCAAGCAUGAGCUAGCGAGAUCCUAUUGGCCCGUUCUAGCAUUCAUCUGCACAUUUCCGUUAGGGAACGCCUACUCUGAAGUGUGCGUGUGCAGUAACUCAAUUCGCCUUUGCAAGCCUAAACAAAGCGUAUUUUUAAAACUUUGACAAAGGGUAAAGUCUACAAAACUUAGUCCACUCUGUUCAUAACAGAUUAUAGUUUUGGGAACAGAAAACUGUAUU